Alnus glutinosa is the source of this 820-nucleotide messenger RNA. Its product is annotated as 21 kDa protein-like. The transcript has a single exon. Bases 60 to 653 code for a protein of 197 amino acids. Gene Ontology annotation, biological process: negative regulation of catalytic activity. Lineage: Eukaryota; Viridiplantae; Streptophyta; Magnoliopsida; Fagales; Betulaceae. Gene Ontology annotation, molecular function: enzyme inhibitor activity. The record is from RefSeq and is a predicted model, not a curated record.
AUCUCCCACUCAACAAACCAACCAACCGGUAGUACUCCACAACACCACAGGAAAAGAAAAUGGGUAGGCAAAUUGUUUGGCUUCUGUUCUUUUUCCUAUACGUUGCCGGCACAGCCAAAUCGGCAGCAACUACUAGCGGCGGUGCCACCAAUUUCAUCAAGGUUUCUUGCAGCACCACCAGCUUUCCUGCCCUUUGUGUCCAAUCUCUCUCAGCCUACGCCACGGAGAUCAAGCAAAGCCCACGCCAGUUGGCGCAGGCCGCCUUGUCCGUGAGCCUCGCCAGGGCUCAGUCCACCAACACAUUUGUCUCGAAAAUGAACAAGUUAAAGGGAUUGAAGGCUAGGGAGUACGCGGCUAUUAAAGAUUGCUUGGAUGAGAUGGCUGACACUGUGGACCGCCUUAGCCGGUCCUUUCAGGAGCUCAAGCGCAUGGGUCAAGCCAAGGGUCAGGACUUUGUGUGGCACAUGAGCAACGUGCAGACUUGGGUCAGUGCCGCGCUGACCGAUGAGAACACUUGCGUCGAUGGGUUCGCCGGCCGGGCGUUAGAGGGCAAAGUCAAGGCUUCCAUCAAGGCACGGGUUGUUAACGUUGCCCAGGUCACCAGUAAUGCGCUAGCCCUAGCUAAUCACUAUGCCUCAAGCUCAAAGCAGUAAAUGCUCUGUAUCUAUAUGUUCCUGCCGCUGCCCACUGUCUGUCAGCCAUAGUUUUAUUUUUUUUUUUUUUUUUUUUUUUUUUUGUUGUUUUUUGUGAGUGUCUGUCUGCCAUAAUUUUGUACUUUUAACCUUUUGUUAUAUAUAUAUAUAUAUAUAGAUGGAAAUCA